Messenger RNA from Anguilla rostrata (American eel), 3144 nucleotides. Its product is annotated as B-cell receptor CD22-like. The record is from RefSeq and is a predicted model, not a curated record. Lineage: Eukaryota; Metazoa; Chordata; Actinopteri; Anguilliformes; Anguillidae. The coding region runs from base 313 to 3144 and encodes 943 amino acids. The transcript is spliced from 13 exons.
UCAAAAAAUAAAAUGUAUUUUCAGACUAGAAAUGAUUGCUGUUUCUUCCAUAAAAAUAUCAACUGUCAAGUAACAUCCUGUCUGAGUCCUUGCUGUCUGGACUGUGUGAGCUCUUCAUAAAAAACAUACUUAGGGACAUUAGCAGCACAAACUCACUGUGUGCGCUUGUGUAGUAUUUGUUAGUCUGGUAUUUUUUUCUAAUAAAUAGAAUACUCUGAGAAUCUUUGUUUCUGCCAUUCAUUUUCACAGUGUAAAUAAUAAUCAAGACCUGUAUAUGUGUAUUUGGAUAAAUAUUUUCAAUCUGAUGCAGCCAUGCUCUUCAAACCCCUGUUGGUAAUCGUCCUCUCUGUGUCAGGUGUUCUGUGCCAGUGGGAAUGGGGAGUGACUUACACCCCUGAGAGAAUCUGUGCCUUAAAAGGGUCUUCAGUAGACAUGAGCUGCACUUACUCAUAUCCCACAUCUCACACAGUGCAGAAAACAUUCUGGUUUGUUCACUGGAACAGUCUACAGGACCUAUCCCAGGACUCAGAGUUCUCUGACCGUGUGAAGUACCUGGGGAAUAAGAACAGUGACUGCACUUUCAGAAUAAAGCAACUGAGAGACACUGAUUCAGGAACAUACCGAUUCAGGUUCCUGACCAACCAUUAUGGUGGAAAAUAUACUGGCCAUCCAGGAGUCUCAUUGACAGUUACAGGUCUUCAGGUGAAAGUGACAGAGAAUGAGGCACAGAGUGUAACACUGACCUGUAGCAGCACCUGCACUUUGAGUGGCAGCCCAACCUUUACCUGGUACAAGAAUGGAGAAGUUGUGUCCAAUCAAAAUAAAUACUCCCUCAAUUUAGCCAUCACUGAUGAUACAGAUCUCUACUCCUGUGCUACAGGAGGAGUUACUUCCCUUGCAGUCAAUGUGAAAUGUAUGAAGGCAGAAAUCAUUUCUGACAGAGUGUCAGGGGGAGAGACAGUGGAACUGACCUGUAGAGCAACCUGCAGUCACCUGACUGAGAGCAACAGCUUCAUCUGGUACAAGAAUGAGCAGCUUCUGACUGGCGACUACAGGUUCUACCAGUCCUAUAUAAAGUUUGCAGCCAGAAGAGAAGAUACGGGCAGAUACUCCUGUGCAGUAAGAGGCUAUCAGCAUCUUGUUUCCCCAGCAGUGACUCUCUAUCCUCCUAUAAUCACCUCUGUAUCAGUGAGCCCCUCUGGUGAAGUAGUGGAGGGCAGUUCAGUGACUCUGACCUGCAGCAGCGAUGCCAACCCACCAGUGCAGAGAUACGCCUGGUAUAAGAAGAUUGGAUCUGAAUUCUCAUGGAGAGCAUCAGAACGGAGUUAUACCAUUAAUAACAUCAACACCUGGCACGCAGGAGAAUACUACUGUGAGGCAGAGAAUGCGAUUGGGACAGACUGGUUAUCUCAUAUAAAUCUCAAAGUGCUGUGUUUGAAGGUGGAUAUAAAUUCAGACACAGUGUCAGGGGGAGAGACAGUGGAACUGACCUGUACAGCAACCUGCACUCACCUGACUGAGAGCAACAGCUUCAUCUGGUACAAGAAUGAGCAGCUUCUGACUGGCGACUACAGGUUCUCCCAGAACUACAGAAACCUUACCUUCACAGCCAGAAGUGAAGAUACGGGCAGAUACUCCUGUGCAGUAAGAAGCAAUCAGCAUCUUGUUUCCCCCGCCGUGACUCUCAGUGUGAGAUGUUUGAAGGUGGAUAUAAAUUCUGACACAGUGUCAGUGGGCGAUACAGUGGAACUGACCUGUAGAGCAACCUGCACUCACCUGACUGAGAGCAACAGCUUCAUCUGGUACAAGAAUGAGCAGCUUCUGACUGGCGACUACAGUUUCUACGAGUCCUAUAGAAUCCUUACAUUCACAGCUGGAAGUGAAGAUACGGGCAGAUACUCCUGUGCUGUAAGAGGCAAUCAGCAUCUUAUUUCCCCCGCCGUGACUCUCAGUGUGAGAUGUGUAAAGCUUGAAAUUACAUCUAACACAGUGAGUGAGGGAGAGUGGGUGACACUAACCUGUAAAAUCACCUGCACUGACCUGACUGGGAGCCAAACAUUCAUCUGGUACAAGAAUGGACAAUAUCUGUCUCACACCACCCAGAAAUAUCUAAAUGCCUACCUUCAGUUCACAGCCAGCAGUGGAAAUACAGGCAGCUACUCCUGUGCAGUGACAGGUCAUGAGAAUCUCCCAUCCCCAGCAGUGAAUCUCAGUGUGAGAUGUGUGAAGGUGGAAAUAAAUUCUGACACAGUGUCAGGGGGAGAGACAGUGGAACUGACCUGUAGAGAAACCUGCUCUUGGCGGGGCAACAGCUUCAUUUGGUACAAGAAUGAGCAGCUUCUGACUGACUACUACAGGUUCUCCCAGUCCUAUAGGAACCUUAAAUUCACAGCCAGAAGUGAAGAUACGGGCAGAUACUCCUGUGCUGUAAAUGACGAUCAGCGUCUUGUUUCCCCUGCCGUGACUCUCAGUGUGAGAUGUGUAAAGGUUGAAAUGAAAUCUAACACAGUGAGUGAGGGAGUGAGGGUGACACUAACCUGUAAAAUCACCUGCACUGACCUGACUGGCAGCCAAACAUUCAUCUGGUACAAAAAUGGACAAUAUCUGUCUCACACCACCCAGAAAUAUCAAAAUCAUGACCUUCAGUUCAUAGCCAGCAGUGGAGAUGCAGGCAGCUACUCCUGUGCAGUAAGUGGCCAUGAGAAUCUCCCGUCCCCAGCAGUGACUCUCUAUGCUCCUAAGAACACCUCAGUAUCAGUGCCCCCCCCUGGUGAAAUAGUGGAGGGCAAAUCAGUGACUCUGACCUGCAGCAGUGAUGCCAACCCACCAGUGCAGAGCUACACCUGGUAUAAAAAUAAUAAGCCUGUAUCCUCAGAGACAGGAGGACCAGAGGAUAGUUACACCAUUAAAAGCAUCACACUGCAGGAUGCAGUAGAAUACAUCUGUGCGGCACAGAAUAGGAUUGGGAUAAAAAUAUCUCCUCCUAAACGUCUUGAUGUGCUGUAUCCUCCGAAGAUCGUGUCAGUAUCAGUGAACCCCUCUGGUGAAAUAGUGGAGGGCAGUUCAGUGACUCUGACCUGCAGCAGCGAUGCCAACCCACCAGUGCUGAGGUACACCUGGUAUAGGAAGGCCUUCAGAGAGUGA